AUGGCUAGGCAAAAACUUGCUCUAAUAGCCAUUGACUGGGUGGCUUUUGGGGAGAUCAUGCCCCAAAACCAGAAGGUCAUUGCUAAUUCCCUGAAAUCCUGGAAUGAGACCCUCACCUCCAAGUUGGCCACUGUACUUGAGAAUCCACCUGCUAUCGACUGGGCUUACUACAAGACCAAUGUUGCGAAGGCCGGGCUGGUAGAUGCAAAAGAAAAAGAAAAUGUGAAAAGUUGUGCUGAGUUUCUGUCUCUGCCGAAAACCAGGAUUGAGCAGUACAAGAAAGAGCUGGAGAAGAUGAAGAACAUAAUUCCAUUUGAUCAGAUGACCACUGGGGACUUGAAUGAUGUAUUCCCAGAAACCAAAUUAGACAAGAAAACGUAUCCCUCCUGGCCUCACAAACCAACUGAGAAUUUAUAA
This is a messenger RNA of Hipposideros armiger (great roundleaf bat), 417 nucleotides long. Its product is annotated as ATP synthase subunit d, mitochondrial-like. Gene Ontology annotation, biological process: proton motive force-driven ATP synthesis. The coding region runs from base 1 to 417 and encodes 138 amino acids. The transcript has 2 exons. Gene Ontology annotation, molecular function: proton transmembrane transporter activity. NCBI's taxonomy places the organism in Eukaryota, Metazoa, Chordata, Mammalia, Chiroptera, Hipposideridae. The record is from RefSeq and is a predicted model, not a curated record.